UUUAGUGUGAAAAUGUGGAAGCUUUUUGCAUUUUCGACUGUUCUCCUGAUAGUGCGCGGGUGAAGCAUUUAUUGGUGUGCGAUGCGAACAGAAGACACAUGCGAGGCACUGUUCGAGACGAGUUCGAACGUCAUCGGUUGCGAGUCGUGAGUGCCAGGGACCCCACAUUCCGACAAGAUGGUGAAAGCUUCUUAUCAUUCUCGUUAAACACCUGUCAACUCCAGGGGCCAGGAGUUCGGAGCGCAGACGUGUCACUCAUAUUUGAUCCCUCGGAGAUAGUUGUCAACCCCGGGGACCAGCUCAACCUAGACUGUGGCGUCCAAGGCGAAAGACGUUACUGUAUCUGGGAGAAUGAAAACAAUCAGAUUCUUCAGGUGGAAGAUGUGUACAGCAAUGUUUACGAUGGAGUGAGCAAGCCAGCGAACACAGUAGGGAAUGAAUGUGGCAUUGUUAUAAACUCUGCUGACAUUGGUCACCACGGCCGGUGGACGUGUAAAGUCUUUGUUGUUGGCAAGUCUCUCGUUGGAUCCAAGAAUGUCAUUGUUACCAUCAAGCCAACAAGUCCAAUCCUUGAAGUAGAUACGAGCAGUGGAGGUUUGGAAGUGACGAGUGAGGACGAGAAACCAGUCAAAUGCUCUGUAGCUGCAGCCAGACCGGCUGUUGGUAUUCGUUGGUAUCUGGGAGACAGAGAUAUUACCACGUUUGCUGAAACAGAAGAAACUCCAACAGACAAAGGGGGAAUAUACAAGAGUGUCUCAACCUUGAGACGUACUUUUCAGCCUUCAGAAAAUGGAAAGCUAUUAAUGUGCAGCAUCACACACAAGACACUUCUCACUCCAGAAAACACCAGUAUACCUCUGAAUGUUGUUUUUAAACCCGUGGAAAAGCCUGUUAGUACUUUUUAUCAGAUCACUCCUGGCAGUGAUUAUGAGGUGAAACUAAAUUUUUCUGCCAACCCAGAACCCAUUAAAAAGGAAUGGAGAUACGGUACAAGUUUUGAGAGUAUUGAAGGCUCUCUUGUCAUUCCUGGAUCAGAUGGUCAUUACACAACAGACAUUGAGGACUUGGGUAAUGGCAUGUACACAGCAAAGCUUCUCAUCAGUGGUUUCACAGAAGCGGAUGUUAACAAGAAUUACUUGCUGGUAGUAGCAAAUGAACGCGGGGAAACACAGUACAAAGUCAAGCUCUCCAUGCAUGACGCUCCUCAAGAUGGUGACUCUGAAACAAGCAACUAUGACAAAAUCCCACCCACAGAAUUAUCAGUGUCUGAAGGUAUUGUUUUCGAUGAUGAGACGGAGUCAAAUGCCCUAAGUGGAGGAGCAGUUGCAGGCAUCAUAAUUGUCCUUGUGAUAGUUGUAGCGGCGGUGGGUGCUGCAGGAUAUGCACGGUAUCGACAGAUGUUCUGCUUUGCCUCGCGUGCCGAGAGUAAAGCCCACAUCCAAGAUCCUGAGCGCAACGAAACUGAUAAUGGCACAGCCAACGAAGCUGUUAAGGCCUCUACAGACCAUGUCAACGGCAAGACCGACAACACAGUGGCCAAUGGCAAUGGAAACUUGGAACAUACUCAAGUGGAAGAGAUCAAUGGAAAAAAGAACACUGAUGUGUGAGCAGGAACUGAAUUAUAACCAGAAUUGAACAGAACAAUACUUAUUUAACAUCAUCUGAAAAAAAUCAGUGCACAUAUUCUGAAUAGUGGAGGGCUUUGAAUAUUUCAGGAAGUUAGUGAUAGUACAGGCUCUAAAUCAGGUUGUGUGUGAGUGUGUGUGUGUGUGUGUGUGUGUGUAAGGGGGGUGGAGUGGGAAGGGGGGUAUAUUUUAUGGACAAACUGUAAAUCUAAUGUUGAUCACCUGGCUUUGUCUUGGGUUGAUAUUACAGUACUACCAAAUCACCUUAACUAAUUAGUGCAUAGAAGUUAUUUGAUGCAUUCCAGUUGGGCUCAUUUCAUUAGUUACAGCUCAGGUGACAUAGCCUUAAUGACCUGCAUGGAAUUAUUGCUCUGCACCUGUUGGUUAUUGUGCCUUAGAAAAGUUGUAAAUCUUCUAGGGAUAAAGCUCUGAAGGGUGGUCAUGUGUGAGUGCAGAAUGCAUUAUAUUUAUACACUUGAGAUGUGAGUUCACUAAUCACAGGUUAGUCUAACUGUCAAUGUUGCCAGUCCUCAGUGCUGAAUAGGUGUGCUGUUUUAAUCAUUCCAUUUUUAUGUAUCACAGGUCACACAUAGCUUUACUUAUAUCAUCAAAUGAAUUUAGGCCUCAUGAUAUUGUUGCAAAUUUUUGCUUAUGACAUUGUUGCAAGUCUGUUUGUGACAUUGUUGUAAGUCUUUUAUAAUACUGGUUGUAGGUCUUGUAAUACUGGUAUCUUACGACAGUGUUUUAGGUCUUGUGACAUUACUGCACGUAAUUUAUGAUAAUAUCACAGGCGUUUUGUGACAAUUGCUGGUCCAAUGUGAUAUUGUUACGUAUACCAUGUGAUAUUGUUUCAGGUCUUGUGACAAUAUUAGCAUUGUCUUGUGGCACUGUUGCAGGUCUCUUGUGACAUUAUCUUGGGUCCUUUGUGACAUUGCUCCAAUGUCUUCAAUGGUAUUGUUACAAGGUUUUUGUGUUACAGAUAUCUUUGUUGCAGAUGUCUUCUUGUGACAGUGUUUCAGGUCUCUUGUGACAUUGCUGCAGGUGUCUAGUGACAGUGUACCUCAUUCUGUGACAUUAUUGGAGUUUUGUGACAUUGUUUCAAGAUUUCUUUUAGCAUUGUUUCAUGUCUCUUGAGACAUUGUUGCUAGUCUUCUCUUAUGAUACUGUAGGUCUUGUGACACUGUUGCAGGCCUCUCUCAGCUCAACCAAUGAUGUACAGUCUAACAUGGUUAAUGAUUUGUUCAGAGAGAAGCCCUAAGAGCUUCCUGUAGUAUGCUGCUCACAAGGCAUCCUGUGGGGAGGUUGACAGCAGGGCAUAUUAGCCACUGGUUGAUCUCUGGGAUACGUGCCUCCUACAACAUUGUAGGCAGCCGGUGUGCCCCCUUCCUGUCACCUGCCUUGGCUGUGUUGUCUGCCCAUACACUUAGACAAGGAUGAUCUAGUCCUUCAUCCUUGUGUUAUUAUGUGGCAAGAUUUUGCCUUGUCAAUUUUCAUUCAGAUUUAAUGAGGAAAUUUUAAGAGGAUUUAUAUUCAUCAGUUUUUAUUGUAAAUAACUGUGCAUUUGUAUUUUAUUAGAUUGCAAAAUACUCAGUCUUGUAAUGUAAAUUGGAAAUUUACUAUUUUAACGCAUAAUUGGAUCCAUUGUAGAUAAAUUUAUAGUUGAAUCAGUUACAGGACUUAAUUCAUAUGAUUAGAUUGUUUUUUUUUUCCCUGGUAACGAUCUAAAGUUCUGGUUUGCUGUUUGGUCGAGAGUAAUCGAGUAAGCACAUGACUUUCAUUGGAUAUUAUUGAUGCAAUUCAUCCACAACUUUAACGCCUUCACAAAAACUAAGUAAAUUGUGGGUUAGGUGUAGAUUGAAAUCUACAAUUUGGUGAUUGUGAUCAUUGUUGUGAUCAUUUAAAACUCUAUCCAUAUUAAUGUAUUUGGUGUUUUUACCCCCAUGUAAUUUUAAGUAGACCUAUACGAAUUUUAAUAAAUGUUAAAUGGA
This is a messenger RNA of Procambarus clarkii (red swamp crayfish), 3613 nucleotides long. Lineage: Eukaryota; Metazoa; Arthropoda; Malacostraca; Decapoda; Cambaridae. The record is from RefSeq and is a predicted model, not a curated record.